CACUUCCUUUCGUCUCAUCCAUAACCCCACCAGCAUUUUAGCCUUGAGGCUUCAAUGUUUCGGACUGGAGGCAGGGGAGGAUGAAUGUUCACGAGCAUGGCUCUCACGUAUCAGGUGACAAUGUGGAAAAGCUGGACACCACAAGCGGCUUAAAUCCAAACCAGAAGCAAGGCGACAAAAGAAGAAAUCAGCAUGACAAGUGAGAGGGUGUCAGCGCUGAGCGGGGAGGAAGAGGACAACGAUAUUACUAAGGGAUAUUACGACGACGAAGACGACCUGGAGGCGUUUUCAGACGCCGAGGUGGGCUGUGGGGACGGAGUGUUGGGCUUCAGUGAUUCUCUGAAUGGAGAGGUCAAACCUCGUAUACUGCUGAUGGGCCUGCGGAGGAGUGGGAAAUCCUCCAUCCAGAAGGUGGUUUUCCAUAAAAUGUUGCCCAAUGAGACCCUGUUCCUGGAGAGCACCAAUAAGAUCUGCAGAGAGGACGUCUCCAGCAGCUCCUUCGUCAGCUUCCAGAUCUGGGACUUCCCUGGCCAGAUCGACUUCUUCGACCCCACCUUUGACUAUGAAAUGAUCUUCAGAGGCACCGGAGCGCUAAUCUUUGUUAUCGACUCACAGGAUGACUAUGUGGAAGCUCUGAGUAGACUGCAUCUCACAGUGACCAGGGCCUACAAAGUCAACCCAGACAUCAACUUCGAGGUGUUCAUUCACAAAGUGGAUGGCCUGUCAGAUGACCAUAAGAUUGAGAAGCAAAGGGACAUUCACAAACGAGCCAACGAUGACCUCGCAGAUGCAGGCCUAGAACGAAUACACCUAAGCUUCUAUUUAACCAGUAUAUACGACCACUCCAUAUUUGAGGCUUUCAGUAAAGUGGUCCAGAAGCUCAUCCCACAGUUGCCCACACUGGAAAACCUGCUCAAUAUCUUCAUAUCUAACUCAGGUAUCGAGAAGGCCUUCCUGUUCGAUGUGGUCAGUAAGAUUUACAUUGCCACAGACAGCAGUCCAGUGGACAUGCAGACAUAUGAACUGUGUUGUGACAUGAUCGAUGUGGUCAUUGACAUCUCCUGCAUCUAUGGUCUGACAGAUAGUGAAGCUGGUUUACCCUAUGACAAGGAGUCUAUGGCCAUCAUCCACUUGAACAACACUAAAGUCAUGUACCUGAAGGAGGUCACAAAGUUCCUCGCCAUGGUCUGCUUCCUCCGUGAGGAAAGCUUUGAGAGGAAAGGACUGAUUGACUACAACUUCCACUGUUUCAAGAAAGCCAUCCAGGAGGUUUUUGAUGUUCGAGUAAAGGUUCAACAAAAUCGUAAACUCCUCAGUCAGAGGAGGUGGAGCAAACUGACUGUGACCAAUGGAGUGCUCAGCAACCCACACUGAGGACGGAUGACAUCACAUCAAACAGCCAAAUAUACCUGAGCUGUGUCCUGACAAAUCCAGGAGACUCCAUCCUUAUUCAAAGGAUCGGAUCACAUUCACUUUUUUCCUACUGUCAGACUCCGACCUCUGCCAUCUCUGUCCUCAGAAACAUUUAUCUGUCAGCAGCAGAGAGGACAAACUGUCUUUCACCAGGCUGACUAAAUUUACUGGACAAAAACUGUUUUCACGUAAGCUCCACAAGAAGUAUACAGGAAGACUCAAUGAUUUUAUUCUCCCUGACCUCUGUAGCAGGUGGCGGUACUCUGCUUAUAGUGAAAAAAAGCAAGUUCAUAGCAAAACUGGGGGUCUUGAUCAAUCAUUAUAGAUACAGUUACAGUUUUUUAUAAUUGCUAACUUACAUUUCUCUUCACUUUUUCAAAACUCUUUACCAACAUGCAGCUCAGUACAACAGUUCAUCUCACAUCCAAAAUGCACUAAUGCAAUCAAAACACUUCAUACACAUCUCAGAAUCAACCUGUGUACCCAAACCACAUUUGUCUGCCAACAGUAACACAACAGUCACUCGUUAUAUAUUGGCCAUAAAAAUCACUAACAACAGGUAGCAUUACAAUUAGUGUCAUUAUUGUCUUUAAAUGAUCGUUUAUUUAUUUAUUUAGCAUAAACCAUGAUUCCAUUACAGCAAAAAGAAUGGCAUUUCUUUAUUGCAUGGAUUGUGCUGCCUUACAGUAUAUGUCACAGAAAUUAAUCAGAAAUGCUGCAAUAUGCUUCAAAAGGUUUUAUUUGCUGUUGCAUUUUUGCAUAGAGUAAUUCCAAGUGCACAAAAUACAGCCAAAGUAAUUCCAGUAUUGCGAUACAAGAUUAUAUUUUCACUAUACAUACUUGUUUAGGAUGGUUACAGAUAUAGAAAUACAACAUUUACUUCUGUUGUGCUGACGGUGUGGUGUUUUGAAAAAGCAAUGGUAAAAAACUGUUGUAAGUAAACAACUUAUAAACAGCAGGAGAUUUGUAUGAUUUGAACGGCUGCUUGUAGAGAUUACACUUCACUAAACACAUCACCGAAAAAAAUAGAUUUUGGUUGUAAAAAAUCACUGUAGUGAUGCGUUUGUCUCAGUGUGGUUGUUUCAUUUGAUAUCCUGUGAAACAGAUAAGUGACGGACUGUAUUUCAGUCAGGAUACUCAUGUCAAGGUUUUAACCAUUUAUUGCAAUAAUACACAUUUUAGUUUGGCUGUGUGAUUAUGCUCAUGUGAUGCUCUGGAAUAAAUCUGAGCAAGCUUGAGCUAACAACAUCCCCUGGCAGAGCCUGAGAUACACAACAUUUAAUGAACAUAAACAGAUAUUACAAAGAUAAUUAACAAAAUUCACGUAUGAAUGCUAAUACAGGAAGAGGCUGGGGAGGUGGAGGGAGUUAAGCAGUGUAGCAGCAGUUUACACCCUUAAAUUAUACAAUUUAGCAGACAGUGUCACUUAAAUUGAUUUAAUCCCCAUAUGGACUGGAUUUAUGUCAUUAGGGGAGGUGGGGUGUUUUUAACAUUACUUGCGCUCGUCAGUGAUUUCAAUCGCGUCCGCAGCACAUAUGUGGGUAUUUUUCACCACCACCCCAGUAAUAAUUACAUCCACAAUUUCAUACUGUUUUUCUGCUAACUUGCUGGUCCUCCUGUAAUUUAAAUCCCAUCCAGGGCGACCUUGUUGUGUUUUAAACUUUUUUCCCGCAGGAAGAGCUGCUUGUCCUUAUACUUUAUUUAUUUUCAGCUCAGUUUGAAAUUUGACUUUUGUGUGAAAAAGUCAUUGUUGAUAUGAUAGAUGGAAACAUGCUAACACCAAUAUAUAGGCAUAUUUGGGAACCAAUACGAUGACAGAAAAACUUAAAGACAUUAAGGAAGCAAGAGCUCAUAAAAUGUGUUGUUGUAAUGUCAGCUACAGGUAGGUACUGGUAUUCUGUUAUGAGCCCCAUUUUUUUAGCCUAUAUUUGUUUAUGUUUUAGCACAGUUGGCACCAUUAAAAGUAUGCUGAAUUAGCUAUUAGCAGUUUCUGUUUGCAAUGUACCCAUGGAUGCAACAACCACUACUGCUGGAUUACUUUGAUACUGAAGAAAAGUUAAAAACCUGAUGAUUCUCAGGCAAGUUUUGAAGUGUCUUUUAAUCUAUGAUGUCUGAGUGGAUUUAUGGACGUUGGACAUCAGGGAUAAUGAUAUCCUCGGGAAGUAUAAUUCACUGAAUAAUAUCAAUAUGUGUUUCAUGUCUGUCUGUUCAAAUUUGACUGACUUAUGACUCAGAGAAGGAGUAAAAUUACAUUGAAGCA
Messenger RNA from Siniperca chuatsi (mandarin fish), 3673 nucleotides. RefSeq names its product ras-related GTP binding D (gene rragd). The record is from RefSeq and is a predicted model, not a curated record. Gene Ontology annotation, cellular component: nucleus; Gtr1-Gtr2 GTPase complex; lysosome. Gene Ontology annotation, biological process: cellular response to starvation; positive regulation of TOR signaling; regulation of autophagy. Lineage: Eukaryota; Metazoa; Chordata; Actinopteri; Centrarchiformes; Sinipercidae. Gene Ontology annotation, molecular function: GTP binding; GTPase activity. The coding region runs from base 193 to 1374 and encodes 393 amino acids. The transcript is spliced from 7 exons.